Chaetura pelagica (chimney swift) is the source of this 1062-nucleotide messenger RNA. Its product is annotated as transmembrane protein 110-like. The record is from RefSeq and is a predicted model, not a curated record. Lineage: Eukaryota; Metazoa; Chordata; Aves; Apodiformes; Apodidae. The transcript is spliced from 11 exons. The coding region runs from base 1 to 1062 and encodes 353 amino acids. Gene Ontology annotation, biological process: tissue regeneration; activation of store-operated calcium channel activity; chondrocyte differentiation. Gene Ontology annotation, molecular function: calcium channel regulator activity. Gene Ontology annotation, cellular component: membrane; nucleus; cortical endoplasmic reticulum.
AUGUGGUGUGCGGAGUCACUUGUGCUUGGGAUACCCGAAGGAAAAGAGCUGGGCUUUAUCAGUUUUGCUGCAAGUGCACCUUUGUCAUGUCCUCAGCAGCCACUAAAACGCUUCAGAGAACCAAAGCAUGAAAGACGUCCCUGGAGGAUAUGGUUUUUAGAUACUUCCAAGCAAGCCAUAGGGAUGUUGUUCAUCCACUUCGCAAAUGUCUAUUUAUCAGACCUUACAGAAGAAGACCCUUGCUCACUGUAUCUUAUCAACUUCUUGUUAGAUGCCACACUAGGAAUGCUGUUAAUCUACAUUGGUAUUCGUGCAGUCAGCAGCCUGGUGGAAUGGCAGCAGUGGGAGUCCCUUCGCUUUGGUGAAUAUGGUGACCCACUGCAGUGCAGUGCUUGGAUGGGCCAAUGUGCUCUGUACAUAAUGAUUAUGACAUUUGAGAAAACCAUCAUCAUUAUAGUGCUGCUUAUACCUCAGUGGAAAGAGGUAGCUUUAUUGAAUCCUAUAGAGAACCCCCAGCUGGAGCUGGCUAUCGUCAUGCUGAUAGUUCCUUUCUUUGUUAAUGCAUUCAUGUUCUGGGUAGUAGAUAAUUUUCUUAUGAAAAAAGGGAAGACAAAAGCUAAACUUGAAGAAAAGGAAGCAGGACAAGAUUCAAGAAAUGGAAGUAAAGUCCGAUACAGGAGAGCAGCAUCACAUGAAGAGUCAGAGUCAGAAAUCCUUAUUUCAGCAGAUGAUGAGAUGGAGGAAUCAGAUGCUGAAGAGGACCUGCGCAGACUGACCAACCUGAAGCCUAUUAAGAAAAAGAAGCAUCGUUUCGGUCUGCCUGCACAAGCACAAUUUACCCCUGUGAAAAAGAAGCGUCCUCCAGUGAAGGAAGAAGACCUUAAAGGAGCCAGAGGAAACCUUGCCAAAAACCAGGAAAUUAAAUCCAAAACCUACCAAGUCAUGAAGCAGUGUGAACAAAUGGGCUCUGCAGCACCUUCCAUAUUCAGCCGGAAUCGGACAGGGGAUGAAACAGUUUUUGAUAAACCAAAAGAAGCACCAGCCAAGAGCGUUUUUGGCUGA